Ipomoea nil (Japanese morning glory) is the source of this 2856-nucleotide messenger RNA. RefSeq lists its product as uncharacterized. The coding region runs from base 286 to 2646 and encodes 786 amino acids. The transcript has 4 exons. Gene Ontology annotation, molecular function: protein binding; zinc ion binding. NCBI's taxonomy places the organism in Eukaryota, Viridiplantae, Streptophyta, Magnoliopsida, Solanales, Convolvulaceae. The record is from RefSeq and is a predicted model, not a curated record.
UAAAUCACAUAGAAACCCCAAACAACUGCAGAAUCAAAUCCCCACCCAAGCGUGCAGCAACACACAGGGACAGGGUCACUUCAACUUGUGUAUCGGAGCCCUCAACUCCGGCCGGUCGUAUGUGCCGUCGUUUUCUUUCAACGCUGUCCAUUGUCCCUCCGCCCUAGCCAAAUAAUUCCAGGAGCGGCGAAGCUCAAAUUGUAGUGAAGUCGUUCGAAAAUCGAAAACCCCCCUCUAUCUACAGUUUCAAUUCGCUGAGGAUUUUAUGCUGCUGCCGCCUUGGCGAUGGCCUCCAAGAAAAUCAUUGCCGUGUGCCAAUCGGGAGGGGAGUUUGUGACCAACAAAGACGACGGGUCUUUGACGUACACCGGCGGCGAGGCCUACGCUCUAGACCUGGAUGAUCAGACGACUUUGGAUGAUUUUAAGCAGGAGCUUGCUGACACCUUCCAGUGCGUCACCGAUGGUAUGACAAUAAAGUAUUUUCUCCCCGGGAACAAGAAGACACUCAUCACUGUGUCUAAAGAUAAGGACCUCAAGCGCAUGAUCAACUUCUUCCAAGACUCCGAUCAAGUCGAUGUCUUUGUAAUGGCAGAAGAAGCUGCUGUUCGUAACGUGUCCAUCAUGCCUGCCAGCAGGUCGAGCAGGACGACAGUGUCAGAGGCCACCCUGACUCCUCCCCCGCCUAUGGAUUUGAUCAAUCCUAAUGAUCAGAUUGUUGUCGACACUCCCAUUGAUAUCAGUCCCAUUGGGGUCUUCCCUACCAUGAAUGACGAGAGGCAUCGUCGGGCUGCUAUGCAGUGGGAGAACACCAUCACCGGUGUGGACCAAAGAUUCAGUAGUUUUGCUGAAUUCCGAGAGGCUUUGCACAAGUACUCAAUUGCCCAUGGAUUCACUUACAAAUAUAAGAAAAACGAUAGCCAUCGUGUCACUGUGAAAUGCAAGGCAGACGGUUGCCCUUGGCGUAUAUAUGCAUCGAAGUUGGCUACGACCCAGCUAGUAUGUAUUAAGAAAAUGAAUGCAUCUCAUACAUGUGAAGGAGCUGCUGUAAAAGCUGGGUACCGAGCAACAAGGGGAUGGGUUGGAAAAAUCAUAAAGGACAAGUUAAAAGUUUCUCCCAAUUACAAGCCGAAAGAUAUUGCCACUGAUAUUAAGCGCGAGUAUGGCAUUACACUGAACUAUUCUCAAGCAUGGCGGGCGAAAGAGAUUGCAAGAGAGCAGCUUCAGGGUUCUUAUAAGGAAGCAUACACUCAGAUACCUCUAUUAUGCGAGAAAAUAAUAGAAACAAAUCCCGGUAGUCUAGCAACGUUUGCCACAAAGGAGGACUCCAGCUUUCAUCGUUUGUUUAUUGCAUUUCAUGCUUCGAUAUCUGGUUUUCAGCAGGGUUGCCGUCCUCUUCUUUUCCUUGAUAGCACUCUUCUUUAUGCGAAAUAUCAAGGAACGCUAUUGGCUGCAAUAGGUGCAGAUGGUAAUGAUGGUUUCUUUCCAGUAGCCUUUGCGGUUGUAGAUGAGGAGACUGAUGACAACUGGCAUUGGUUUCUGUCGGAACUAAAACCCGCUGUCUUAACAACUCAACCUAUAACAUUUGUUUCUGAUUUCCAAAAGGGUAUUAGAGAGUCAUUACAGGAUAUAUUUGGUAAGGAUUGUUACCAUGGUUAUUGUCUUCGAUAUCUGGCCGAGAAACUAAAUAAGGAUCUGAAAGGGCAGUUUUCACACGAAGCAAGACGACUUAUGGUCCAAGAUUUGUAUGCUGCUGCUUACGCUCCAAAACUCGAGCUGUUUGAGCGCUGUGCUGAAAGCAUAAAAGCCAUCUCGCCCGAAGCUUACAAUUGGGUCAUAAGAAGUGAGCCAGACCACUGGGCAAAUGCGUUUUUUGGCGGGGCGAGGUAUGACCAGUUGACUUGCAAUUUCGGCCAACCUUUCUAUGAUUGGGUGGCGGAGGUGAAUGAGUUGCCCAUAACGCAAAUGGUGGAUGUUCUACGAGGGAAGAUGAUGGAAUUGAUGUAUACAAGACGCGCUGAAUCCAGUCAGUGGGUUACAAAGUUGACUCCUUGUAUGGAACAAAAGCUUCAGAACGAGAUUGCAACGGCACGAUCGCUCCAGGUACUACUGUCACAUGGGAGCACAUUUGAAGUUCGGAGUGAAACUGUCGAUUCGGUAGACAUUGACCAUUGGGAUUGUAGUUGCAAAGGGUGGCAGCUUAAUGGGAUGCCUUGCUGUCAUGCUAUCGCUGUUUUUGAAUGCCUCGGAAGCAGUCCCUUCGAUUAUUGCUCCCGAUACUUCACAACCGAGUGUUACCGCUUGACAUAUGCAGAAUCCAUUAAUCCUGUCCCGAAUGUGGAGAAACCAGUAAACGGUGACCAGCAGAUAAUAGCUGUUGUAACUCCUCCACCGAAUAAACGCCCACCCGGUCGACCAAAGAUGAAACAAGCUGAUCCUAUGGACAUAAUCAAACGACAGCUCCAGUGUAGCAAGUGCAAGGGCCUCGGCCACAAUAAGAAGACUUGCGAGAAGGUGAACAGGAUUGAAGUGGCUGAACAAGAACAAGAACAAGAAGAACAACCAGAAUCCUUACUUUUAACGGGGAUUACAACAGAAGAACCCGAACUCGAACCCUUACCCGAACCUGACCCCCAAGGAGGUGCAUGAUUCACUGUCUUGUCGUCCGUCCGUCCUAUGUACUUGUAAAGCUCUUUCUUUCAUCGCCAGAUACAUCUCCAAUGAAAUGGGAAUUCAUAGAAAACUUUAGGUUAAAUUAAAGCUUUUUUUUUUUUUUUCCUUUUAUUUUGGGGUUGUAAUCACAGAACUUUUGUAGUCCUUUAUGGUUAGGUAGAUAUAAAAUUCUUAGUUUCAUAGAAA